Tripterygium wilfordii is the source of this 2105-nucleotide messenger RNA. RefSeq names its product bifunctional purple acid phosphatase 26-like. Bases 194 to 1567 code for a protein of 457 amino acids. Gene Ontology annotation, molecular function: acid phosphatase activity; metal ion binding. The transcript is spliced from 10 exons. Lineage: Eukaryota; Viridiplantae; Streptophyta; Magnoliopsida; Celastrales; Celastraceae. The record is from RefSeq and is a predicted model, not a curated record.
AAUCUCCAUCUGUAACUGUCAACGCGUGCACAGAUCCCAGUGUUCUCCUAAUAAGUAACUAACCAUCUCUCUUUCGACAUUGAUGCUGGAGCGCUUCCUCGCACUAAAUCUGUACUCUGCAAUACAUGAUUCUUACAUUUCUCUCUGGGAUUGACUGGAUUGGAUUUGCUCUUGCGCUGAACCUAGAGCAGCGAUGCUGGCGUCUUCUGGACUGCAAAUUUUGUUGCUUCAACUUCUAGCUGUUAUUUCUUUAUGUUGUUUUGGGAUUGGGAUGGCAGGGAUCACAAAUUCUUUUAUCCGUUCGCAACAGCCUUCCACCGAUAUCCCUCUUGAUAAUUCAGUUUUUGCAGUUCCAAAUGGUCACAAUGCCCCACAGCAAGUGCAUAUUACUCAAGGGGAUUACGAUGGAAAGGCUGUGAUUAUCUCAUGGAUCACUGCUGAUGAACGUGGCCCCGGUAAGGUACAAUAUAGUACAUCAGAGGACAAAUACGAUCAUAGUGCUGAGGGCACAGUUACAAGCUACACGUUCUAUAGAUAUAAAUCUGGCUACAUUCAUCACUGUCUCAUUGAUGGCCUUAAGUUUGACACCAAAUACUAUUACAAGAUUGGAGAGGGUGACUCUGCUCGCAAAUUUUGGUUUCUGACACCUCCAAAGAUUGGCCCAGACACUCCCUACAGUUUUGGAAUCAUUGGUGAUCUGGGUCAAACGUAUAAUUCUCUAUCCACUCUUGAGCAUUACAUGCAGAGUGGUGGACAGACUGUCUUAUUUGUUGGUGAUCUCUCUUAUGCUGAUAGAUAUCGAAACAAUGAUGUUGGUAUUAGAUGGGAUUCGUGGGGCCGUUUCAUUGAGAAAAGCGCGGCAUAUCAGCCUUGGAUUUGGUCAGCAGGGAAUCAUGAGAUAGAGUACAUGCCAAGCCUGGGAGAAGUUGCUCCUUUUAAAUCGUAUCUACAUAGAUUUGCAACACCUCACCUGCCUUCGAACAGCACCAAUCCUCUUUGGUAUGCCAUAAGACGGGCUUCUGCUCAUAUCAUCGUCCUCUCCAGCUACUCUCCAUAUGUAAAAUAUACUCCUCAGUGGAUGUGGUUGCGGGAUGAGUUGAAAAGAGUAGACCGUGCGAAGACACCUUGGCUUAUUGUUAUCAUGCACGUUCCCAUCUAUAAUAGUAACUUAGUACAUUAUAUGGAAGGUGAAAGUAUGCGUACUGUCUUUGAGAGCUGGUUUGUUCAUUCCAAAGUUGACUUUGUAUUUGCCGGUCACGUCCAUGCCUAUGAAAGAUCGUAUCGCAUCUCCAAUAUUCACUACAACAUCUCAAGUGGUGACCGUUAUCCUAUACCUGACAAGUCAGCUCCUGUAUACAUAACAGUUGGAGAUGGGGGGAAUCAGGAAGGCCUUGCAGGAAGCUUUGGGGACCCACAACCUGAGUAUUCUGCAUUCCGUGAAGCAAGUUAUGGUCAUUCUACGUUGGAGAUCAGAAAUAGGACUCAUGCAUUAUACCAUUGGAAUCGAAAUGAUGAUGGGCAAAAAGUACCAAUUGAUUCCGUGAUUUUCUACAAUCAGUACUGGUAGAGAAAUGAAUAAUGGAUCAGCACCUAGGAGAUACAAGAACAGAACUAUUAUAAAAAGGAGCUCUUGGCCUAGUGGUAGUCACUCCUUAGGAUUUCGAGCAGGUUAAAGGUUCGAGUGCUCCACACUUUAAAAUUAACAGACAUUAAAAUCAAUAUAUGUUCAUAAAAAAACUAUUAUAUCGUGUCUGAUGGGAUCAAGUGGGACUUUUUGUUUCUUUCUUUUCAGAGUUUUGCAUCAUACAACAGAGAGGAUGUUGUCAAUCAUUUUAUGUAUGUAUUAGGUUAGAACUUAAAAGCUUAUCCAACUUGUGUUCGGUAUCUAGACGUUAUAGAUCAUGCUCAAUUUGUGGAGUCAAACAUAAGUUGCAGAACAGCAAAGUCCGCCUUUUAUCUCUGUAUUGUCUGCAGUCCUCUGUUAAUUGUACGUAAACAUUUCAUCAAAAUUGACGUUGUUUGGGCACAGAAGUUUGUGGAGAAGAAAAUAUAAAUUUGUCAAUAUAUGUGAAAUAUUAGUUAGCCAUUUCACAGCAUUUUAAGUG